Molecule: messenger RNA, 1913 nt
Organism: Phalacrocorax carbo (great cormorant)
Lineage: Eukaryota; Metazoa; Chordata; Aves; Suliformes; Phalacrocoracidae
Source: RefSeq, a predicted model, not a curated record
AUGCCCGUUGGCAGUGGCAGAGGUCAUGGAGGUGUUGCUGUCCCUCCCAAACUGAAGAAACUGAAAAGCCCAAACGUUCAUGUCGGUGAAAAGAUUUCACUGAAAUGUGAGGCGACUGCUGGAAACCCUCAGCCAUCCUACAAAUGGUUUAAAGAUGGCAAAGAGCUGAAGAAGAGCAAAGACAUCCGGAUCAAGUAUGGGAAUGGGAAAAAGAUUUCCAGACUGCAGUUCAACAAGGUGAAGUUGGAAGAUGCUGGGGAGUACAGCUGCGAAGCGGAGAACGUUUUAGGGAAAGACACCGCAAAAGGCAGCCUGAAUGUGAAAAGUGUAACCACAACUCUCUCUUCCUGGUCUGGGCAUGCUAGAAAAUGCAACGAAACAGCCAAGUCCUAUUGUGUCAAUGGUGGGGUAUGCUACUACAUCGAGGGGAUUAAUCAGCUGUCUUGCAAAUGUCCAAACGGAUUCUUCGGACAGAGAUGUUUGGAGAAACUGCCUUUGCGAUUGUACAUGCCAGAUCCUAAGCAAAAAGCGGAAGAGCUUUACCAGAAGAGAGUUUUAACCAUCACAGGAAUUUGUGUUGCCUUGCUUGUGGUGGGCAUCGUCUGUGUGGUAGCUUACUGUAAAACCAAGAAACAAAGAAAACAAAUGCAUAAUCAUUUACGGCAGAAUAUGUGCCCUGCCCAUCAGAACAGGAACCUUGCGAACGGGCCAAGUCAUCCACAUUUGGAUCCUGAGGAAAUCCAAAUGGCUGAUUAUAUUUCUAAGAAUGUUUCUGUCACUGAGCAUGUGAUCCGAAGGGAAACAGAGACAACUUUUUCGGGAAGUCACUCCUGCUCCCCAUCUCAUCACUGCUCCACAGCCACUCCGACAUCCAGCCAGAGACAUGAAAGCCACACCUGGAGCUUGGAGCGGACGGAGAGCCUGACUUCAGAUUCCCAGUCCGGGAUAAUGCUGUCCUCAGUGGGAACCAGUAAAUGCAACAGUCCUGCAUGUGUGGAGGCACGGGCUCGCCGUGGGGCUGCCUUCUGCAUCGAGGACUCGCGGAGGCCCACGACACAGUAUCGUGACUCAGUGGAUUCUCUGCGGGACUCACCACACAGUGAGAGGUACGUGUCAGCCCUGACCACACCAGCACGCCUGUCACCGGUCGACUUCCACUACUCGAUGGCCGCGCAGGUGCCCACCUUCGAGAUCACCUCUCCCAACUCGGCACAUGCUGUCUCCCUGCCGCCGGCGGCCCCCAUCAGCUUUCGUGUGGAGGAACAGCAGCCCCUCCUGCGGCGGUACCAGCUCCCCUUCCAGGACAUGCAGAGGUACGACAGCUACUACCAAAGGAAGACCUACCUAAAUGACAGCAUGGGGAGCCUGCCCUCCAGCCCCUUCCGCAUCACGGAGGAUGACGAGUACGAGACGACACAGGAGUACGUCACAGCGCUAGAGCAGCCAAAGAAAACAGCCAGCAGCAACAGGCGGUGGAAAAAAUCCAAACUGAAUGGGCACGUCCCUCACAGAGCCAGAGCUGUUCGGGACUCCUUCUCCUUGAGCAGCGCUUCUUACAGUGAGUCUGACGAGGAGCUGGUGGCUGAGAGCACCCCCUUCCUAAGCACUCAGAACAAUGAGGCGGCGCACACAGAGUCGCCCCCGCUCCACCGGCCAGGUGACAGCCGGACUCACUACUCCUGCAGCAGACACAGUGCUCAUGGAGAGAGCGGGCGCAGCAGCCUGGUGCACACGACACCCAAACCGGACCCAGAUCCUCUCUAGGCGCCUCCCAGACUCACGCACCCGCAGACAUAACCCACAUGGAGGAGGCCAAGGAGGGAGACGAGACAAAACAAAAAUAAAUAUUUUUAUUUUAUAUAAAAGAGGGAAAAAAUAUAACAAAUAAAAUGUUUUAUUUUCAUUUUAGCAAA